CAUCAAAAAGAUAGAGAAAAUCUCGAGACUCAAAAUGCAAUUCAUCCAAGCACCUCCGGCCGUAAGGCAAUCUCUCUGUUCACGAGGUUUUUGGACAGCCUCGCGAUGUUAUCGAUGUACAGCGAGCUUUGCGUUUUUCGGUCUCGUACUUCUGAUUCUACUUGGUAUUUUCAUCGUCGGUCCAGCAAUCGACGGCUUGAGCUUGAAGCCCGCAACUUGUACAGUACAGAACACAAAGAUGUCAGAUAAGGCGCAAAGUUGUAGCUGUGGGAAAUAUUGCAGCAGUUCGUUCCCCUGCUUGAAGAUUUAUGUCAGUUAUAAGCCGAAAGGACAAGAUAAAAACGUGUCGAAUGUUCUACUUCACGACACGGUUUAUGAACACAACGACUACAGCCAGUGUUCAACAGCACCAUGUGAACGAAGUCAAGAUAUCAACAAAAUGAGAGUCAAAGACUUCGAAGAUAAUUAUGGUCGACCUGGUCAGCGCUACCCAUGUUAUUAUAACUACAAGAAACCACAAGAGGUUGUAACGACAACUGAAAAUUUCAAAAUGGCAAUUCUUCACUGCAUAUUGUGGCCAACACUUUUAAUAGUGUCAAUGAUUGGUAUAAUGGUUGGCAUGUACCUGUACAGGAACAGAAACACACCAAGCGAUGGACAGGAGGUCCACCUAGUUUGGGAUUAAAACAUUCAACAAUUAGUCCYCUUGUGGACAAAAAAAUGCACACUACAAUUGUUUCCAAAAUGGUUGGAACAAUUCACAAWUUUUUUUCRGAUUAUAAAACAUYGCACAAACAAAUCUUUCACUGCUUAAAGAAUCMCAACCAAYCACAAUACAGCGCACUCUCAUGUUAUUGUUUACGUUUAAAUGCGUCAAGCAUACAAUAGAYUAUAGCUUGAUAGUACCUGUGAGGUACUUAGUUAAAGAUAUUUCUGUCCAAACUUAAAAGGAUGGAAGACGAUUCGAAUAAGCUUAUACAUCAUUACUACAACAACAUUAAUUUUCAGGGGGGUAGGGUUUUUUCAAUGCUUUAAAAGUAAAGYGWCCUGUAUAUUAGCCAUAUUAUAUAGUCUAACUUUGACAACAAUUGUAGCUUCCAAUCACUUCCAAAAAAAAGCAAUAGCCUUUUAUAUUGUUCCCCAGAUCACUACUGAUAAAGCAUCACAUGCUAUUGGUUGAUAUUAUAACACAUUUGUCAACCUUGAAAAAUUCACAAUGGGUUUCCUAGAGGAAUAGUCAGACGUUUGGUAUUAUCUUUAAUGUAACCAUGAAUUUUUCUUUAAAAAUCAUGAGAAAACUAGAUACUGGUAUAUUCCCAAAACCUUACAAUUUUGAACUUAUUUAUUGAGCACUGGGUGUAUAUUAAUAAGGGUGCAAAAUAAUUUCAAAUUAUUAUAAUUAUUAGUUAAAAUAUAGUUUUUAAGGGAAAAACGUUUUUGUAUAGACAGUAUAUAAUUAUUAUGAUACUUUUCAUUGUUUGGAUUCAACUUUUUUAUAUAUUCUUGUUUAGCAUUCCCUGCUGGCAGAGUCUAAGUCUUGUUGUAGUUUCCAACGAAUAUUAGUCAUUGGGAGUUAGAACUGCAAUUUCUUACAAGAGUGUUUUGCAAUACUAAGAUGUCGAUCUUUUGCCAUGUCAAAUGUAAUAAUUAAUAUUGCUUGCCUGUAGAUUACGAGAACUUUGCAUUAUAAAUUAAUUGACAUUUACAAAUUAUAUUGAUUUCUCCUUAUACAAGAAACUAUAUUAAUAAAAUUAGAGUAUGUAAUACUCAUUAACUAAACUUCAGCAAUAUUAGCGGCAAUACGAUGUGAACUGGGACCAAAUCUCUGUAUAAAUAUAUAUCGCCAUUGGUAUUUCAAAAGUGGGGUAUAAAAGUGUCUAAAGAACUGAGCAAAAAAAUCUGAAUGCGCUUGUUUGUUUUCCCAUUCUAAUCCAGCCUACAGUGGUUACAGUCAGUAURCAUACAAGAAUUUAAUUCAUGCUUACACACAACUUAAUAUAUCAUUAUCAAUGAGAAACUAUUUUUUAAAUGGUUAUAAAAGUUCUUAACUUGUUUUUAGACAGAAGUAACCCUGUGAUCUAUUGAAAGCUAAGCUUUCUUCAAUAUAAUGAAAAUAAUUCUAGCUACUGGUAGCUCCKUAUUGCUUCACAUUACAUGUAAAUGGUAUGCUUAAUGUGCAAUAAAAACAAUCAUCAAUAUUCA
Messenger RNA from Exaiptasia diaphana, 2202 nucleotides. Its product is annotated as calcium-activated potassium channel subunit beta-4. Gene Ontology annotation, cellular component: membrane; voltage-gated potassium channel complex. Gene Ontology annotation, molecular function: potassium channel regulator activity; calcium-activated potassium channel activity. NCBI's taxonomy places the organism in Eukaryota, Metazoa, Cnidaria, Anthozoa, Actiniaria, Aiptasiidae. The record is from RefSeq and is a predicted model, not a curated record. Bases 35 to 685 code for a protein of 216 amino acids. Gene Ontology annotation, biological process: potassium ion transport; detection of calcium ion. The transcript has 2 exons.